Dreissena polymorpha is the source of this 4618-nucleotide messenger RNA. RefSeq lists its product as uncharacterized. NCBI's taxonomy places the organism in Eukaryota, Metazoa, Mollusca, Bivalvia, Myida, Dreissenidae. The transcript has 28 exons. Gene Ontology annotation, molecular function: protein binding; protein tyrosine phosphatase activity. Bases 51 to 4616 code for a protein of 1521 amino acids. The record is from RefSeq and is a predicted model, not a curated record. Gene Ontology annotation, biological process: protein dephosphorylation.
ACUACACGGUUAACUUGUAUAGCUUUGAGUAGUUCGACCUGUUAAGUUACAUGCGCAUUAAAAUGUUGUGGAAAUGUGGAUUGAUCAUUUUGGCCAUAGUGUCAAAUAUAUAUUACACAGGCGCCCAGAAUCCAGUCUUGACAUCUAACGCAACAUCGGUGAAGGUAAAUGAAAGCAUACUAUUAACCUGCACACAUCCGACUGCAACAGUUGUAAGAUGGUGGCGUCAACCAGCAGGGGAAAAUUCCUUAUCUCUUAUCCUUGCAAUGAACAACCAGUGUGAGUUUAUACCUACGACCAUACCAGAUGUAUUUUCAACCUGUGUGUGCAGCGGAACGACAUUUAUGUGCACAUUGAGACCCCUGGACACAAUCAAUAAUGAAGACAAGUGGAAGUGUUCGGUUACAGAAAACAAACAACACAUAUUCAGUAUUGAAACAACAAUAAUAAUAACAGUUCCCGUAGCAUAUGCAAACCUGACCUCAGAUGUACCUACAAUAUCCGUUUUACCCAACGUGGCAAUCAGCUACAUCCGCUGUGUAUCAUCAGUAGGACGUCCAGCACCCAGUAUCACGUGGUACUUGGACAACAAAACUCCUUCUAACUACAGUGAUGAUGUGGACCUAACUUUGAAUAGCAGCAGUUUAACAGUGGCUGAUGUGACAACAAGUAUUCUUUCAAUGAUGCUUUUCGCAAACUAUCAUGAUGCAAGGAUUUACUGUAAUGUCUCUAACGGAUUUGGGCAAAUCAUGUCCAACAGGACUCUGAAAAUCAAUGUGUUAAGCUAUCCCACUAAGCCGACAAUAUAUUACAAUACGGUAAUUGUACCAUCAAGUAUAUCUGUGAUAAAAAGCACUUCUAUGACGCUAGAAUGUUCGUCGUCCGGCAAUCCGGAGCCGAGCUUUUUAUGGACCUUAUUUAACGGCUCUCUAAUAAGCAGCUCGGUCAUAACAUUUAAAGUUGCAACAAAUAACGACAAAGAACAAAUAGUCUGCAGUGCCGCCAGUGUUUUGGAUCCAACGAAUGGACCGAGGAUAUCAGCUGGAAAUACAACAGUGAUUACUAUGAAUACUUUAUAUGCUCCUGAGACGCCACAAUUCAGUUUUCAAACGUGUGAAAUGUAUUCCCAAACUAAUCAUCUGAAGGUAAUCCGAGGUCAUUCCGUCUCUGGCAGAUGUACUGUGAAGAGUGAACCGGGCUCAACGUUUUUAUGGACACCAGCCAAUAGUGGAAUUGGUGAUGGUUUCUUUAUCAACAACGUCAGUAGAGAGCACAGCGGCAAUUAUACGUGCAUUGCCAAUAAUGAAAUGAACACAACAUUUGGUGGGAUUAUCAAUGGAAUAAAUAAGUCCAACUUUUAUUUAAACGUCUUAGUACCGGCUGAUGCUCAAUUCAUUGGCAAUAUUACGGUUUUAUGGAACACAACGUCAUCAGUCACCUGCCCCUACACGCCUGGAAACCCACCGGAAACGCGAUUCUCGUGGUUCCGCGGAAAUACCUCAGUUGGAUCUCAUCAAAAUCUGUCUCUGUCUAAUGUGCAGCUCUCAGGCGAAGGAUAUUAUAAAUGCAGAGUAAACAACACUAUGGACCCUACGGGAUGUUCCACUCAGGAGACAUACGAUGAAACAUCAUUUUACGUGGAUGUGCAAUAUCCUGCUAAGAUAAGUAGCUUUUAUGUCGACGGGUCAAAUUUCGCAUCUAGUGUAACUAUCAACGAAAGUCAGACUGUGAUGCUACUCUGUGAAGCUGACAGUGACCCAUUGGCUAAACUAGAACUCGUAAAUAUAUCGAAAGGUGAUGAGCGCUUAUUGGUGAAAGCGCAGAACAACACAAUAUCCGCUCUUGUGGCAAAUGCACGGUGUGAAUUUGAUAUGGGAGUCUAUCAAUGUAAAGGAAAGAACGACCAUAACACAGUUCAACAGGUUCGCGAACUAGAGAUCAAAAUAACAUGCUCACCAAGAUCUUCACCAUUUGCUCCACCGAUUACCACAGUAUAUAAAAGGGAAAAUGCAUCAGCUAUUUUAUCGUGCACUUUCGUGGCUUAUCCUCCCCCAAAUGACGCUUCAGCAUAUGUUUGGCGUAAGCAGGUAGAUGGUGAAUGGGUAACACUGCACAAUAUCAGCAGGUUCCAAAUUAUAUUAUCGAACGACAGUCUGCAGACGAACCUUUCAAUAUCUCAUCUACAAAUUGACGAUUUUACAAACUAUUCGGUCCGUGUGAACAAUACUGUUGGAUCUACAGAGCAAACAUUUGUCAUUAGAGCAAAUGAGCAGCCCUCUAUGCCACAACAACUUCAUGUCGUCGACGCCAUGGUGACUCAAAAUUAUAUCGAAGUUAAAUGGACACCUGGAUUUAAUGGGGGUGAAGAACAAUGGUUCGUGAUCGGUUACAAAAAGGCAGCAGAUGAGAGCUGGACUUACAUUAACGUAUCUUCAAUAGUUACUCAAUUGAGUAUUGGGGACUUAGUUGCGGGUACCAAGUAUGAAGUUAAAAUGUACGCAGAGAAUAUAAUUGGAAAAUCGGAUGACACAAUUGUAUUAAGUGUGACAACACAGUCUGUUAUUUCAGAUGGAAGAAAUUCGCCUCUCGCGGCAAUUGGAGGUGUCGCUGGAGGAGGGAUAGCGGCAAUAGUUCUCAUCAUAAUUGUUGUUGUCGUUAUUCGGAAGCGUAGAAAUAAUGAAACAAUGAAAGAACAUCCGCAAAGGACCUCCAAGUCUAAGAAAAAGCAAAAUACAGUGUAUGUAAACUCCUUGUUUGGGACUACAAGUGAAGAGGGAGUCAAGAAAGAAGCAACGGCUGGUAUUAUAAUUAAUUCAACCAAACAGCGUGACAAUAACAAAUCAUCGCCUCAAUUGGGAGACGGACUACAAAGAACCCCGUCAUUUGUAAUUGUACAUGAACCAUUGUAUGGAAAUGCCGGUGAUUUCACGUUGAAGAUUCGGUCUAUACAAAUCCAGGAGCUUCGAGUAUUUACUUUGCAAAGUAAAAAAGACCCGACAGAUAUAUUCAGGAAUUUCUACUCUCUGGACACUGGACUUAAAUUCGAAACGUCCGUUGCUCGAAUCGAUGUAAAUUUACCGAAGAACCGGUACAGAAAUAUGUAUCCUUACGACAAAAAUAGGGUUGUUCUGCCUGCUUUUGACGGAGAAGAAUCCGAUUUUAUCAACGCCAGUUUUAUUGAUGGUUAUGGCAAAAGAAAGAAAUACAUCGCAGCGCAAGGACCGUUAGAACGCACAAUACCAGAUAUUUGGCGCAUGAUUUUGGCAGAAAAUAUAAAAGCUGUGGCAAUGGUCACAAAUACAAUUGAAGAGGGGAAGCGAAAGUGCUUCCAGUACUGGCCUGAAGAUACGCGAAACCCUUGCAAGCAUGCACAUUUCAAUAUAUCAUUGAUUGAACAAGAGAACUACGCCGACUUCGUAAUUCGAAAACUACAAUGCGUCCAUGAAAAGUCCAAGAAGGUGCACACGGUUCACCAGUGUCACUUUACUGCAUGGCCCGACACAGACGUGCCAGACACAGCUCUAUCGUUGUUACAAUUCUGGCGCAAAGUGCAUUCUUUUGCCGAUACUGUGACGAGCCCAUUGCUUGUGCACUGCAGCGCUGGCGUUGGGCGAACCGGUACCUGUAUUGCACUUGAUUACCUUUACGAUCAAGGGAUCGCAGUGCACGAAAUAAACGUGCAUGAAGCUGUUAAAGCACUGAGGGAUCAACGUAUCAACAUGGUACAGACCAAGAACCAGUAUCUGUUCUUACAUGAAGUUCUGUGUGAAGUAUUAGAUCCGAUCGGAAAGGUUGUCCAGAACAAAGAAUAUCUGACGACAAAUUUCGUGAUGCAUAGUGGUAUUGGCAGCGAAUUCAAGCGAAUACGCGAGGCCGAAGAAUUUAACGCAACACAAGCCACUAACGACAAACUUGCUGCUGAAGAUCGCUUUAAACCAAUGCUGCUGCAUUCUACUACAGGAGAUAGCAACUACGUUAACGCAGUCUAUAUCAAUACUUUCCGAGAACGGAACAAAUUGAUCUUAACUCCUGGAACCACAGAUGGGAGCACAGACGUUGAUUUCCUUUGGUUACUGCACGACCAUAAACUUAAAACAGUCGUUAUACUGAAUGAAAAGAUGGAAUCCUAUAUUCCCGAUCAAGGCAGAAAUACUGUAACCGGACCAUUCAGUGGGAAAUUGGUUUCAAAAAGCACACAAAGUCAUUACGAGGAGCUAGUUGUAAAAUAUCAAUAUUACGCAGAGCAUGAAAGUUUUGAUGUUCGAUUUCUCCUUUUCUCGUCAUGGCAAAAGAAGACCAAAGUGUGCAAGAUAUCAGAUUUAAUGCAUUUGUUGAUUGGUGCCCAAGACCUUGCGUCUGAUUGUCAAAUGGUUGUCCAGUGUCGUGACGGAAACACCCGCAGUGGUCUGUUCGCGGUUUUGUGGUGUAUUGUGGAGAGGAUUAAACGGGACGGGGAAGUGGCCGUGGCGGAAAGCGUUAGGAUGGUCAAGCGUCGAUGUCAACGAAUUAUUCCUAAUGAGGAGCAAUAUCGGUUUUGCUACGAGUUCGCAAAGCAAUAUGCGGAUGGCUGCAAUACAUACGAAAAUACAGAGGACGGAAUUAGAGGAAAAAAAUAAAA